GAGGGCUGGUAUAUUUGUGCCUGCUGGAGGUGGAAUUAACAGUAAGAAGGAGAAAGGGAUUGAAUGGACUUACAGGAAGGAUUUCAAGUAAAUUCAGGGAAACACAUUUACUUGACUAGUACUACCUUGAGUCUUAUUUUACACUAAGACGAUACAAAAGAUGUUAAAGUUAUCACCAAGCUGCCGGACAAAUAUAUAUUCCAACACCAAGGUGCAGAUCAGCAUAGAUCUGUGAUUCAGAAAUCAGGAUUUGUCUUGGAAAGAGCUCAAAGGUUGAGAAGAACUCCAGAGCAAGUGAAGAUAACUUGGGAACUACGGUUUAUCAGAAGAUCAGCUUCCGUUAAUUCAAAUACCAAAGGCCUGAUUAUCAUAAAUUCAUAUAGGAAUGCAUAGGUCAUCUGAUCACAUAAUAUUGGCCGUCUUCUGCUACAUCAAUGCAGCAAAAACUCUUAGCAACUGUGGAUAACUGGAAAUCUGAGUUUCAGCUUUCCUAGAAAUAACUACUCUUGACACAUUCCAAAAUAUUUAAAAUAGGACAGGAAAAUCAGUGAGGAUGUCGUGUUCAGAAAUGUCACUGUCAUGAAGAUAGGUUAAUUUGUUUUUACAGCUACUGGGAAAGUGUACCUCCUAGCAACUUAGAUUUCUUUUUAAGAACAAAGACAAGAAGGACUAAAAAUAUCAACUUUUGCUUUUGGACAAAAAUGCAUCUGACUGUAUUUUUACUUAGGGGUGUUGUGGGUUUCCUCUGGAGCUGCUGGGUUCUAGUGGGUUAUGCAAAAGGAGGUUUGGGAGACAAUCAUGUUCACUCCAGUUUUAUUUAUAGAAGACUACGGAACCAUGAAAGACGGGAAAUACAGAGGGAAAUUCUCUCUAUCUUGGGUUUGCCUCACAGACCUAGACCAUUUUCACCUGGAAAACAAGCAUCCUCUGCGCCUCUCUUUAUGCUGGACCUGUACAAUGCCAUGACCAAUGAAGAAAAUCCCGAAGAGUCAGAAUACUCCGUGAGGGCAUCCCUGGCAGGAGAGACCAGAGGGGCAAGAAAGGGAUACCCAGCCUCUCCCAAUGGGUAUCCUCGUCGCAUACAGUUAUCUCGAACAGCUCCUCUGACCACCCAGAGUCCUCCUCUAGCCAGCCUACAUGACACCAACUUUCUGAACGAUGCCGACAUGGUCAUGAGCUUUGUCAAUUUAGUUGAAAGAGACAAGGAUUUUUCUCACCAGCGAAGGCAUUACAAAGAAUUUCGGUUCGACCUUACUCAAAUUCCUCAUGGAGAAGCAGUGACAGCAGCUGAAUUCAGAAUAUACAAGGAUAAGAGCAACAUUCGAUUUGAAAAUGAAACAAUUAAGAUCAGUAUAUAUCAAAUCAUCAAGGAAUACACAAAUAGGGAUGCAGAUCUGUUCCUGUUAGACACAAGAAGAGUUCAAGCUUUAGAUGUGGGUUGGCUUGUCUUUGAUAUCACUGUGACCAGCAAUCAUUGGGUGAUUAAUCCACAGAACAAUUUUGGCUUACAGCUCUGUGCAGAAACAGGGGAUGGACGAAGUAUCAAUGUAAAAUCUGCUGGUCUUGUGGGAAGACAUGGGCCUCAGUCAAAACAACCAUUCAUGGUGGCCUUCUUCAAGGCCAGUGAGGUACUUCUUCGAUCAGUGAGAGCAGCCAACAAACGGAAGAAUCAAAACCGCAAUAAAUCCAGCUCUCAUCAGGACUCCUCCAGGAUGUCCAGUGCUGGAGAUUACAAUACAAGUGAACAAAAACAAGCCUGCAAGAAGCAUGAACUCUAUGUGAGUUUCCGGGAUCUGGGAUGGCAGGACUGGAUUAUAGCACCAGAAGGAUAUGCUGCAUUUUAUUGUGAUGGAGAGUGUUCUUUUCCACUUAAUGCCCACAUGAAUGCCACCAACCAUGCCAUAGUUCAGACUCUGGUUCAUCUGAUGUUUCCUGACCAUGUACCAAAGCCUUGUUGUGCUCCAACCAAAUUAAAUGCCAUCUCUGUUCUAUACUUUGAUGACAGCUCCAAUGUCAUUUUGAAAAAAUACAGAAAUAUGGUAGUACGCUCAUGUGGCUGCCACUGAUAUUAAAUAAUUAUGGCAAUAACAAAAAGAUUUGUAUUAAGGUUUAUGGCUGCAAUAAAAAGCAGACAAAAGGGGAAUUUCCUAAAAUUAGUCUGGCUCAUUUCAUCUCUCUUCUUAUGUAUAAUACCAUGUAUAUAGUCAUUUUUAUUUAUUUAAAAGUAUAUAUUCUCCUUUGUGGAUGUCUUAUCAGUUAAAUCUGCUUUAUAGGUCACUAUGUUAUACAGUGUGCUGACUCCAAUUUUUUUCUAUUUUAACAUUUUUUUCCCAUACAAUUUUUAUAUAAUUUUUGAGAUUAAACAGAACUCCUUUGACUGUUUAAUAUUGUUGAAGGAAAUUGAAUACAUCUGAUUAUAUUGUGCCAAUGAAAACUAUGAUAGGAUAUUUAUUUAGAAAUAAAACUUAAAAAAAUAACAACCCAAACAAAAAAUGCUUGGACAAACAUAAUUUUUCUUUUAUACUUUCUGCUUCAUUAGAUAAAGUUAAAUGUUGAACUGGAUUUGAAUAAAUAAACGGUAGGCAGAACAUAGAAGCUGAAAGAUUGCACAUAAUUGUUAGAACCAUUUGCUUUAACAAAAUUUGUGUAACUGUAGGAGCAUGUUUCUUCUUGGCUUGUGAACUGUAGAUUUUGCAAGGAGUUCAAAGCUUCAGGAAUUCUGUGGAGGCAGGCUUCAGCCUGUUUCCAUAACUUUCCAAGUUAACACUAAAAAAUUGUAGAACAACCUUCUUACCUCAAAUAAAUCAUGUCUGCCUAUUAUCUAGAACACUACUGCUGCAGAUUUUUUUUUUUCAGAUUUAAAAACUUAGUCCAAACUAAAGAAACAUUUACAUGUGCUCCACUUCCUUCCCUACAGACAAGAGUCACUGCACACAUAAAAUGUGCUGGGACCAAGGAUGCCGACAGAACCAUUUUCUUUAGCUCUCUUUUAUAACUGAGUUUGCUGAUUGAUGUGAUGCAAGGGAUUUUAUUUGGGGUAAAAGCACUGAAACUAAACUGAAGGAAAUUACCAAAAAUCCCAGAAUGGCUUUGACAGAAUUGCCAUUUUGAAAGAACAGCUGAAAUCCAUUUUUCAUAUCUUUGAGAAUGAGCUCAGUGAAAACCUUUUUGUAAAGAGAUUUUGUAAACCUUCCUCCAAGCACAAAUAAUUUCAAAUGGGAAGGUUAAGUUGUAUGUGUGUGUGUGGUGUGCAUGUUCUUCCCUUAGAAAUUAAUUUAUUUUCUCUGUUGAAAUGCCUUUAAAGGUCUUUCUUUAACAAACACUGAUGUUUGGAAGAAUGACCUUGAGGUGGAUAUUUUGCUACUUAUUGCGGCUCUAUGGUUAGGCUUAUUUGCAGUUCAUCUAAAAUAUUCCUAAAACACCAUUUAUUAGUCAUCCUUUGAAUCUUUCAAACAAAAGUUAUAUUAGCAAUGACUUCAGAAUCAUUCUGGGUUUGUUUGUAAUUCAGGUAUAUUACAAUAUUGUUUUAAAGUACAGUUUAUCAUAUAGAAUUAUGGUAUUAACUAUAUUGGGGGUACAUUAAGUAAUAUAUUUUUAAUUAAUAGUACCAUUGAGAGAAUAAGAAAUGGAAGUCUAUUAUUUUACUUUAAA
This is a messenger RNA of Sciurus carolinensis (gray squirrel), 3651 nucleotides long. RefSeq names its product bone morphogenetic protein 5 (gene Bmp5). The coding region runs from base 702 to 2066 and encodes 454 amino acids. Gene Ontology annotation, cellular component: extracellular region. NCBI's taxonomy places the organism in Eukaryota, Metazoa, Chordata, Mammalia, Rodentia, Sciuridae. Gene Ontology annotation, biological process: SMAD protein signal transduction. The record is from RefSeq and is a predicted model, not a curated record. Gene Ontology annotation, molecular function: cytokine activity; growth factor activity. The transcript has 7 exons.